CGCCAUCAGCUCCUUUCCUUUCGAACUCAGCAGCAUUACACCAAAAACCACUACCAAGUACAUUUAAUAUGCACGUCUCGUCGCUCCUUGUAGCUCUCGCGGCCACCGCGUCAGCCAUCGACAUCAGGGCUCACACUGGCGAUAACUGCGCCGGGGGCUCGGUGGCCUGCACGGGCAUCAACCCUAACGUAUGCUGUUCGUUCAGCAGCUCUGCAAGCAGCGGCAGGUCGAGCAUUGCUGUGGUUGCCAUCCCUAGUAACUGGCGCAUCCGCUGUGAGGCGUACACGGGCGGCGGCUGCUCCUUCUUCGGGGGUCAGCGCGACUCGGGCGGCGCCACGAGCGUUUGUCUACCCUACACGACGCGUGGUGAUCGUACGGGGGGCAAGUACUGGUUCCUCAACCGCAAGCGCGCCAUCGACGAGUCGUGCCUCGCUGAUCAGCCCGAUGGCGGGGAAUGCGAGGCCUCCGUCAAGCCCGAUACACUCGGUCUCGCAGACGGCACGGACUAUGACAUCACCGGCCUAACGGAUGAGAAGGUUCAGGAGUUUGUAAGUUGGAUUUAGCUCUGAAAGGAAGAUAACUAUGGGCAUCGCCUUUGUACUAGAUGCUAAUCUGUUUGCUCCACUUCAAGGAGAACAUUGCCAACACCGGCGCCAGUGCCGACGCGGUACCCGCCGAGUUCCAGAGUCUACGCAAGACCGAGGCCUAAGGCUACACAUGAGCCCAUUGAUGAUAGGUUUUAUUUUUAUCGCGAAGGA
This is a messenger RNA of Colletotrichum godetiae, 758 nucleotides long. RefSeq lists its product as uncharacterized. The record is from RefSeq and is a predicted model, not a curated record. NCBI's taxonomy places the organism in Eukaryota, Fungi, Ascomycota, Sordariomycetes, Glomerellales, Glomerellaceae. Bases 69 to 563 code for a protein of 164 amino acids. The transcript is spliced from 2 exons.